Messenger RNA from Knipowitschia caucasica, 792 nucleotides. Lineage: Eukaryota; Metazoa; Chordata; Actinopteri; Gobiiformes; Gobiidae. The record is from the annotation of a GenBank genome assembly.
AUGAAACCCUACACCCUACCCACGUCUUCCCUAACUCCUCCCCUGCCCCUCCGGCUGCCCAACCUCUACCCCCCCCACCCCCCACUCUCCACCUCUGAUAAACCCCUACCCACAUGUAACCAACGCUCCUCUAUCUCCUCUCCUCUUCCCCACAAUAAACCACCCUACUCCUUCUCUUCCGCCCCACACACUCCCUUGGGUGGGUGGGGGGGGGGGGCCCUCCUCUCCCCUCCCCUCUUCCCACCCCCACUCUACCCCCCUACUGCCCCUCACCCCCUCAACAUUGGGCUCCUCUUCUACUCCCUUCUGCACUCUCCUCCCUCCAUCUAUGCCUUUAGUCUCUCGUACCACCAACCCCCUUAUACCAUCCCUGACCGUCAUAUAUCUCCCGCCCAUGUUUCCCCCCUACCCUCUAGCCUCCCUUCCCCUCCACGUUGCCUCAUCCCCCUCUCAGCCCUCACUCAGAAUAACCUCCCUCCUCCCCCCCACUCAAUCUCCCUCUACCUCUCCACUCCCUUCCCCACAAUCCUCACCCCGUGCUUCCCCUUUCCUCCCCACCUUAGCCUCCCCCACUCUCCAGGCCCCUCCACCCCUCCCCCCCCCACCCGAACACCUCCCCAACCUUUCCUCUCCCCUCCCCCACUCAACUUCCUCUCCCUCUCCAACCUCUCUCAAUCCGCCAUUCCUGGUCUUUUCACACCACCUCUCCCUCCUGUUCCUCUUUCCUCUCGCUUUCUACUCAUCUCCCUUCUCCGCCCCUGCUCCCACUCACUACCCCCGGUCAUACCCUAA